Molecule: messenger RNA, 222 nt
Organism: Dovyalis caffra
Lineage: Eukaryota; Viridiplantae; Streptophyta; Magnoliopsida; Malpighiales; Salicaceae
Source: the annotation of a GenBank genome assembly
AUGAAGAAACAUUCGAGAUGGGGACGUGAACCUUUUGAUGUUAAAGACAAAGUGAGAGGUUGGGACAGGGCAAUUAUUUUUGGCGGGAUCAUGAGCGAAAAGGACGUACCAAUACGACAAAGGCUCACUGAAUCUAUCAAACGAUUGUGGACUGUUGUGAUCAAGACUAGUGAUGAGACCUUUAAUGAGGAAGCACUUAAAGGAUUUUCAUCGUGGCUGUAG